AUGGACAAUGAUUGUGAUGACCAAGACUUGAACUCUAGUCCGGAAAUACGAAGAGGUUUAUGGAAAUCUGACAAUAACGAUUCCCUAUUUCGAGAUUUAUAUCAGUUUCCUCUUUCACCAGAUAUCAAGAACUCUACACUCAAUGCCGGUGAUGGCGUUAAUAUCACUGAUGUUUCUCAAUUAAAGUUUAGUCCUAUAUAUUCACCGUCUUAUAAGAGUUCAUUGGUUGACAAUAGUGACUUUGAUCUAGUAGACUCUAAUGACACUUCCUUUGACCAUCGCUCAAGUUUAUUUGAUAAUUCCGAUGAUACGACGUAUCAUAAUGUUUCGAAAUUGAAAGGAAUACCAGAGAUUUCUAUAAGCCAAAUUCCUGAGAGUGAACAGUCUCGAAAAAGUCUAACUGGUUUUAGCGAAAACGAUGAGAUUAAAAAGCAGUAUUCUUCUGAUAUACAAAAACAAGUAACCCCAAAUCUUCUGCUAAGGACUAAAAAUUUCAUGAAGAAACACCAUAGUUGCAUUGAUACCCCUCCAACUCAUUGGAUAUCAGCACCAGUGGCCUUAACACCAAAUCGUGAUCUAGUUCAGAGUUGUUCUUCCAUAGAGAAUGAAGUUUGUUUUCUGGUUAAUCAAGUACAGAGUACAGACUUUAUCACUUCAGUACAAUAUGCUCCGAAAUGUUAUAUAAAAUCACUUGAUUACGCACCUUCAUUUAGAACACCAUUUAAUGAGAUUGAUAACCCACCAAAACUACCGAAAUUUGAAGAUAACGUAACUGCUACAGUGAGUGAAGUGCGUACGUGGAUAAACAAAAUAAUUGACGACAGCUAG
Schistosoma guineensis is the source of this 828-nucleotide messenger RNA. The record is from the annotation of a GenBank genome assembly. NCBI's taxonomy places the organism in Eukaryota, Metazoa, Platyhelminthes, Trematoda, Strigeidida, Schistosomatidae.